Cooperia oncophora is the source of this 486-nucleotide messenger RNA. NCBI's taxonomy places the organism in Eukaryota, Metazoa, Nematoda, Chromadorea, Rhabditida, Trichostrongylidae. The record is from the annotation of a GenBank genome assembly.
AUGUAUUACGCUGAUAACUCCCCGUCAAUUGGGGCAGAAAUGUGUGUGAAUUUGUUGGAUCUGUUAAGUCGAACAUAUGUAUUUACAAAUGGCUCGAAAAUGUACAUAUGCUUCUCAAAAAGAUGUAGAAAGCAGCUGGCUUUUGACGGGCAUCUUUACAACAUAAAUGGAUUUCUGAAUCCGGAUAAUUGGAACCUUUGGCGAUGUGCGAAUACGGCAUGUAGAGGGACAAUUCGCACGUCUCGUAACCUAACAGAACUACGUGUUCGAGAUGCACAUUCUGCUGAUUGUCGUCCAGAUGACAUCCAGAUCAGAUUGCGAAUUACCGUAUACGAUCUCAGAUUAAUAGCAGAGUUUACCGAUAUACCUCUCGACGCCCUUUAUCAUGCAUAUCUUGAUAAGGUGAUGAAUGAGCAUACGGAUAUUGUACACCUCUUCCCGUCUUUCGAAACUCUUCGCUCUAGUCUUGAAGGAUCAUCGGGCUAA